Molecule: messenger RNA, 1961 nt
Organism: Dunckerocampus dactyliophorus (ringed pipefish)
Lineage: Eukaryota; Metazoa; Chordata; Actinopteri; Syngnathiformes; Syngnathidae
Exons: 10
Coding region: 171-1406 (411 amino acids)
Molecular function (GO): protein binding
Source: RefSeq, a predicted model, not a curated record
GCUCCUGUCGCAGUCCAAGUGAGCAGGAAGUGUGUGUACGUGCACACAUUAAAUUGCUGCAAGUUUGGACAAACCAUCACCGAAGGGACGCUGCAAGUUUUUAUUGCUAACAGGAAAUUUCACCAUCUCACUCUGUUUUAAAGGGCACGUCCUUCCUAAAGCUGUCCAGCAUGAUGAAAGAAUGCCUGCAGUUCCUCAUUGAACCGGCCAAAAAGCUCAAGAUCCGACUCAAAGAGUCCCGUAAGCGAGUGAGGCUCGACAAAAAGGAGCCGCUGGUGGAAAGUCAGUUAUUUAUCAUGGAGCUGGCCCGAGAGCUCAACAAAAUUUGCCAGAGGUCGAACGUUCUGCAGCAUAUAUGGACCAGUGAGGACACGUGGCCUGCGAGCUUGUGUCGGGACUUUAUUGUGGAGUGGGCCGCUGUCCUGGAGAAGAAAGUGCAGCCAAAGGCCAGCCUGUCAGACUGCCAGUCCCACAGACCAGAGAAGAGGGACUGGAGGGGCCAUCUUCUUUGCAUCCUGGAGGCUGGUGGGGAGUGCGACAUGGGCCCACACAAGAGGGUCAUCAUGGAGUGGACGCGGGAAAUGAAAAGCAGGCGUGAGCCCACAGUGUGGCCUGGCGAGCCUGUGCUGAUGAUGCUGGAUGACCUGGAGUUCCAGUGGAAAAGGGGCCGUCUUCCCAACCUGCUACCCGCUUUGGAACUUGUCAUCCUGGCUGUGCUGAACGCAGACAGUCCCGUCAAGGAGGAUGUGACCAAGCAAUGGCUGGUCAGAAAGCAGAGAAACCAGAAGAUGGAUGCUGUUCACUACAUCCCCCAUAGUGUCUGGAAUUGGAUUUGUGAAGCUUCAGAGGACGUGAUGCUGGAUCCAGACUCGGCCAACCCAGACCUGCUCAUCUCCACCGAUGAGAAGAGCAUGCGAUGCGGCCUGGAGCGCCGGGACGUUCCUUGUCGCAGCCAGCGCUUCGACGGUUGGUGGUGCGCGGCGGCCCAGAGGGGCUUCCUCUCUGGACGCCACUACUGGGAGGUGGAGGUCGGCCGACGGGACUGGCGGCUCGGUGUGGCCAAGGCGUCCGCUGUGAGGCGAGGCUUCUGCUUGCUCAACACGCAUACGGGUUACCUGAUGCUCCGUUUGGAGAGGGGCACGGAUCUGAAGGCCCUGACGGUUCCCACCACCUCGCUGCCUCUGAGCUUGCUGCCUGGGAAAGUGGGCGUGUACCUGGACUACGAACAGGGCCAGCUGUCCUUCUAUGAUGUGGAGAAGCGCGCCCACAUUUACACCUUCAAUGACAAGUUCACAGAGGAGCUGUUCCCCAUAUUCGGGACUGUGGAGGUGAUCAAGGACCUGGUGAUCAGGCCUGUAGGCCUCAAACAGCGGUGCCUCUGCCCCGGGCCAUGCCUCUGGAACUGAACUACACCGCAGACAUCAUGAUCAUACAGUAAGUGAGCAGUGUUUACACAAGUCUGCAUUGUCUACAACAGCCAAUACGUAAGUAUAAAUACUGUCACAUGGUUGACACAUUCAUGAGGGUAUAGCCGACAAUGUAGAAACACAAUAGCAUAGAAAGGGCUUAACUCUCCACCUGCAUGCAUUUGCUGUCUAAUAUUUACAUGAAAUGGCCGUCUAUAGUUUUCUUUUCUUUUUUGAACAUUUAAAAAAAAAAUUCUUUACUAUUUUUAAUUUUACUUGAUUUUUUUCCCUCGUUUUCUAAUGCUAUGGCUUUUAUACGGGGUCCUUUUUUAUUUUUAAAUUGAGGUUACACGCCAACUCUGUUUUUUUUUGUGCACUAAGCUUUAAAAACACGCUGACUACAAGCGAAACACUGAAUGUAAUUGUGCUGUUUCAAAAACCGCUUUGGAAGAAAAUGUGCAACGUGCACUGAAGUUUUGACUUUGUUAAUCAGUUGAAGUUUGCUGAGUGUACGCACUUUCCCCGGGUCUCUCAAUAAAGAAACAUCACACAGUG